AGCAGCAUGGCGGCACCAGAAGAUGAUCCCCAUGUGUUCACUUUCAAAGAUGAAAAACCAAGUCCAGAUCCAGUCUUUGAGUAUCCAGACUCACUCAGAGAUUCAAGUAUCCCACUGAUCAUAGAUAAUGGUUCCUACCAGUGCAGGGCAGGUUGGGCCAGUGAUGAAAAACCAAAGAUGAUCUUUAAAAACUUGGUGGCCAGACAGAGGGGGAAAAAGGAUCUAGAUGCUCUGAUAGGAAAUGACAUAGGAAACCUUGAGGUUAUGAGAUGGCAGCUUAAGAGCCAGUUUGACAGGAAUAUUGUCACACAAUUUGACUUACAGGAGCAAGUUCUAGAUCACCUGUUCUCCCACCUUGGUAUCAACACCCAGGGCCAGGUGGACCACCCAGUGGUCAUGACAGAACCUGUCUGUAACCCCAACCACUGCAGGCAACAGAUGUCUGAGCUUCUAUUUGAGGGAUAUCAUGUACCACAAGUGGCUUAUGGUGUGGAUUCUUUAUUUAGCUUUUAUAAAAAUCAUGCAACCCCAGAGACCGCUAAUGGCAUGGUUGUGUCAUGCGGCUACCAGAGCGUCCAUCUCCUGCCUGUGAAGAACGGAAGACUGGACGCUGGUCACUGCAGGAGGAUCAACACCGGCGGCUCCCAUCUGGACGCCUUCAUGCAUCGCAUGCUGCAGUUGAAAUUUCCUGGUCACAUGGCAGCCAUUACUCUCAGUAGAGCUGAGGAGCUGGUGAGAGAGCAUACCCACAUGGCAACAGAUUACAUAAAUGAGUUAGAAGAAUGGGCUGAUGUGGACUAUUAUGAGGACCAUGUACACAAAAUACAGCUUCCAUAUACUGCACAACCAAGCAAUACAUUAACUGCAGAGCAACAAAAAGAAAAGAAAGAACAACAGAUAAGAAGAUUAAAGGAAAUUAAUGCCAAGAAGAGAUUAGAAAGGUUGGCAGCAGACCAAGAAAGACUCCAGCAGUUGAUGAGUGUGCAGGAACUGAUGGCUGAUGAUGAUGAAGAGGCCUUCAAUAAAGCUUUAGAUGACUUGGAGUUUUCUGACCCCAUGGAACUGCAGGAAGCUAUUAAUAAGCUGAGUUCCUCUAUACAGAGAGCUAAGGACAAGGUGAUGGGGGUUCAGACACAGAAGGAAGAAGAACCGGAGACAAAGCAACCUGUAUAUGACCUCUUGGACACUCCUGAUGACAUGCUGACUGAUGACCUGCUCCAGAAGAAGAAGAGACAACAAUUCCUCAAGGCUGCAGCAGAGGGCCGAGCCAAGGCCAGGAAACUGAAUGAAGAAAAGAGAAAACAAGAACUGAUGGAGGAAAAAAGAAUGGAAGAAAAGAGAAAAAAGAACUUCCAAGAGUGGCUGGCAGAAACCAGAAAGAAAAGACAGGUUUUACUGGACAAAAGGAAUCAAAGAAAGCAGAGAAAGUCAGACAUGGCAAAGCGAAGAACUUUUGCCUCACAGCAGAGGAUGAAGAUUAUUUCACAGCUAGCAGAAGGUGAGAAAAAAAAGAAAAAGGAGGACACUUUUGGAAUGAAUGAUGAUGACUGGAAUGUUUACAAAGAGAUAAACAUCAGGGCAGGAGACAGUGACUCUGAGAUGGAACAAGAACAACUGGAAGAGCUAGAAACUAUGCUGAAGGAGUAUGAUGAGGAGUUUGCCAAAGACUGUGACCCACAAAAUGGUGAUGGUGUGUUUGACAUAGCUGAGUAUUAUCGUCUCCAUGUUAGCACAGAGCAGAUCAGAAUACCUGAACUGUUAUUCCAGCCCUCAAUAUUAGGAAUGGAGCAGGGCGGUAUUGUGGAAACGCUGGACUUCAUUUUAAAGAAGUACUCCCCCCAGGAGCAGCUAGACCUAGUUCAGUAUGUUUUUUUGACUGGAGGCUGUGUAUCCUUUCAAAACAUGAAGGAAAGAAUGGAGAACGAGAUAAUGGCUAUCAGACCUUUCCAGUCUCCAUUUUCUGUUCACAUGGCAGAAGACCCAGUGCUGGAUGCUUGGCAUGGCGCCAGGAAAUGGGCCCUGUCGUCUGCUCUGAACGUCUGCAGCAUAACACGAGCAGAGUAUGAGGAGAAAGGAGGAGAAUAUUUGAAAGAACACUGUGUGACCAACAGAUAUAUUCCAACCCCUGUACUUGUACCAACAUGAUGCUUAUGUUGUAUUUUCUGAAAAGCUUUUUUUUAUUAUCUUUACACGGAACAUUUGUAAAGAAUGCUGUCUAAUAAGUUUGGGGUCAAUCAGUGCAUAUUCAUGGGAGAAGCAGCCAAUAGAUGCCCGAAACUGAAAACUCUCUCUAGUUCUGGAACAGACCUCUUUUUUGUUGCAUUUUGUAGAGCUUGUGAAGUGCAAUACUCUAGGUGGUAACCGUUUUUUUUUUGUUUGUUUUUCAUACGGAAACAUACAACGUCAAAAUAUUCAGUGGUGAAAAUAAAAUGUGAAACACGCCAAAAUUAGCAGAGUUACGCCCACAGUUACAAUUUAACUUGAAUAGGAGGUCUUUCACUGGCAAUCUUACUGUGACCUUAAAAUGGACCUUUGACCCACUUUUC
Molecule: messenger RNA, 2546 nt
Organism: Lingula anatina
Lineage: Eukaryota; Metazoa; Brachiopoda; Lingulata; Lingulida; Lingulidae
Product: actin-related protein 5-like
Source: RefSeq, a predicted model, not a curated record